UCUGUCUCGGCAGUUUUUGGGAACAAGUGGGAUGUUGUCAAUUGCUUUGGAUAGCAGCAGCAGCAGAAAUAGGAUCGAAGGAUCUGGGUUCAUUCGAGGGAUGUCUUGUGUACCGAUCUUUGAGUCGCCGGUUCCUGGUAGAUCCAUGGCCGCUGCCUUACCUGGGGAUCGUCGGUUCCCUUCUGGUAAUCUGGCGAUGCCUUCUUCGAUACAACAACAACAGAAACCACAAUCACAAGAAGAAGAGCAGCUUGAUUCUUGCAGUUCUUCGAUCGGGAGGAAUAGUGAUUUGUCCUGCAGGUCUUCCGAUGGUGAAGAUUCCGGGGAGAUAGAGGUGCAGAGCUCUUAUAAGGGUCCUUUGGAUACCAUGGACGCGUUGGAGGAGGUUCUUCCCAUUAGGAGAGGUAUUUCCAAUUUCUACCGUGGCAAAUCGAAGUCCUUUGCGAGCUUGGCAGAUGCUGCUGCUUCCCCAAUUAGGGAGCUGGCCAAACCAGAGAACCCAUACACCAGGAAACGCAAGAACCUGUUGGCUUGCAAUUACUUUUGGGACAGAAACAGGGGUUCCCCUCUGAGAAGUAAUGGUGGUGGAAUAUCAAAGAGACCAACACACUCCAGUCGAAGUACAUUGGCUCUUGCAGUUGCAAUGAGCAGCUCUGAAAGCAAUAACACCAGUGAGAACUCGAAUUCAAACUCAUCGUCUCCAACACGGUUUCCUCCCCCUCUGCAUCCACAAGCUAAGCAAGCAAUUACUAAUGCUUCGUUGUCAGAAUUGUCACCACCUCGACGAAACUUCUCUUCAUGGAGGUCAUUCUCCCUGGCUGAUUUACAGUGCGCUGCUUCAACUAGCUCGGCCAUCAGCAAUAGAGACUAAGCACAGCUAGUACUAUUAGCUCCAACCUGUUCCAUCCUCUCCUCUCUCUAUAUACCUACUGUCUUAAAAAACGUUAGUCUU
Molecule: messenger RNA, 952 nt
Organism: Telopea speciosissima
Lineage: Eukaryota; Viridiplantae; Streptophyta; Magnoliopsida; Proteales; Proteaceae
Exons: 2
Coding region: 32-871 (279 amino acids)
Source: RefSeq, a predicted model, not a curated record